AUGGCUCAUUUUGUGUUUCUGCUUCUCGUCAUGGACGUGGUUUCCGGACAAAUCGCGUAUUCCAUCGCUGAAGAGGUAAAUAAGGGGACAUUUGUGGGAAAUAUCGCAAAAGAUAUGAACUUAAACGCACAUGAUCUGGAAUCGCGUAUGUUUCAGAUCGUGUCUGGACCAAACAAGAAAUAUUUCUCUGUAAAUCUGAAGACUGGUAUUUUGUUUGUAAAUGAAAGAAUCGACAGAGAGGAGUUGUGUCCGAAUGCGAUUAAAUGCUCGAUAAACAUCGAAGCCAUUGUUCAUAGUCCUUUAAAUUUGUUCCGUGUUGAGGUGAACAUAGUGGAUAUCAAUGACAAUGUUCCAUCCUUCCGUGUGAAAUCAAGACAUUUGAAUAUAUCAGAGUCGGCUUCUGUAGGGGACAGAUUCCCAUUGCCGAGGGCGUCUGAUCCUGACGUGGGCAGCAACUCUGUGAAAAGCUACAAGCUGAGUCCGAAUGAACACUUCUCUCUGGAUGUACAGAGCGGUGGAGAACAGAGUGUGUCUGCUGAGCUAGUGUUGCAGAAAGCUUUAGACCGAGAGAAACAGUCUUUGAUUCAGCUCCUACUGACUGCUGUUGACGGAGGAAAACCUCCCAGAUCCGGGACAUUACAAAUUAUUGUUAAUGUUAUGGAUACGAAUGACAACACGCCCUUUUUUAAACAACCACUCUAUAAAGUACGAAUCUUUGAAAAUACACCCCGAGGCGCGUUGGUAGUCACUCUGAACGCGACAGAUCUGGACGAGGGUAUAAAUGGUAAAAUACGAUACGAUUUUUUAAACCAGGAAAAUGAGGAUAAUGGUGUUCACAUGUUUAGUAUAAAUCCUGUCAAUGGUGAAAUCACCGUGAAAGGCGACAUUGACUAUGAAGAAAACAAUGCAUAUGAAAUUCAUGUGCAGGCAAAGGAUGAAGGUGCGAACCCUCUAGCCUCUCAUUGUAAAUUAUUAGUUGAAGUCGUUGAUGUGAAUGAUAAUGCUCCAGAAAUAUCGGUGACCUCGCUUGUCAGUGCAGUUAGAGAAGACGCCGGUAAAGACACUGCACUUGCGUUAAUAACGGUGGUCGAUAAGGAUACAGGGCAGAAUGGAAAUGCACAUUGCUUUAUAUCUGAAGGGCUUCCUUUUAAACUACAGUCGUCAUACAAUAACUAUUACACUUUAGUGGUUAACGGGCCUCUGGACAGAGAGGUCAGAUCUCAGUAUAAUGUCACCAUCUCUGCCACAGAUGAAGGGACUCCGCCUCUCUCCAGCACCAGUGUUAUCACUGUACAUGUUUCUGACGUGAACGACAACGCGCCGCGCUUUCCGGACCCUGUGAUUAACGUGUAUUUGAAAGAAAACAGCCAAGUGGCGUCUGCCAUCUACACAGUUUCUGCCCUUGAUCCGGAUUUAAACGAAAACGCUAAAGUUACGUAUUCGUUGUUGAAGAGCUACGGUAGGGAUGUCUCUCCUCCGUCAGCUAUCAAUGUGAACUCUGUCAGUGGUGAGAUAUACAGUCUGCAAUCUUUUAACUACGAGGAAGUUAAAACGUUCCAGUUUCAAGUUCAAGCCACCGACUCUGGUGUUCCUUCUCUAAGCAGCAACGUGACAGUAAACGUUUUUAUCUUGGAUGAGAAUGACAACAGUCCUGUGGUUCUCCCGCCCUAUUCUGACCAGGGCUCCGUUAAUACUGAGAACAUUCCCUAUUCUGCUGAAGCGGGCUACUUUGUGGCCAAGAUCAGGGCUGUAGACGCAGACUCUGGUUACAAUGCGCUGCUUUCUUAUCACAUCACUGAACCCAAGGGCAGCAGCCUCUUCCGAAUCGGAAGCAGCACCGGGGAAAUAAGGACUAAGAGGCGAAUGAGUGACAAUGACUUGAAGACUCAUCCAUUGGUGGUUUUGAUUUCUGACCACGGAGAACCUUCCCUCUCAGCGACUGUGUCUAUUGACGUUGUGGUUGUUGAAGAUGGUAGUGAAGUUGGCAUACAGACGUCAUUCAAACAGCUGCCUGCCAAGGAGGCGAGUUUCUCUGAUUUAAAUCUCUAUUUACUCAUCGCCAUUGUCUCAGUGUCAGUUAUAUUUUUGCUAUGUCUCAUUAGUUUAAUAGCUGUAAAGUGCCACAGGACUGAUGGUGAGUUGAGCAAGUACAGCGCCCCAGUGAUCACCACACACCCUGACGGGAGCUGGUCUUACUCCAAAUCUACUCAGCAGUAUGACGUGUGUUUUAGUUCAGACACACUGAAGAGUGACGUUGUGGUUUUCCCUACGCCAUUUCCGCCUGCUGAUGCGGAGCUCAUCAGUAUUAAUGGAGCAGACACGUUUAAACGGAACCAAACUCUCCCCAACAGCGAGAAGGUAUAG
Molecule: messenger RNA, 2364 nt
Organism: Conger conger (European conger)
Lineage: Eukaryota; Metazoa; Chordata; Actinopteri; Anguilliformes; Congridae
Product: protocadherin alpha-3-like
Exons: 1
Coding region: 1-2364 (787 amino acids)
Biological process (GO): homophilic cell-cell adhesion
Cellular component (GO): plasma membrane
Molecular function (GO): calcium ion binding
Source: RefSeq, a predicted model, not a curated record